This is a messenger RNA of Gopherus evgoodei (Goodes thornscrub tortoise), 3281 nucleotides long. RefSeq names its product iduronate 2-sulfatase (gene IDS). The transcript has 9 exons. The record is from RefSeq and is a predicted model, not a curated record. NCBI's taxonomy places the organism in Eukaryota, Metazoa, Chordata, Testudines, Testudinidae. Gene Ontology annotation, molecular function: iduronate-2-sulfatase activity. Bases 5 to 1804 code for a protein of 599 amino acids.
CCCUAUGCCGGCGCAGCGCAGGCCGCACACUGCAGAGCGCAGCGGGCGGCGCGUCCUUUCCCUGCUGCUGCGUGGCUGGGCGGACCGGGAAAUGCGGGCGGCUCCCUCCUGCCGCUGCCCGGCCUCUUGGCCCUGGCUGCUCGGGAUUUGCUGUGCCGGGAUCCUGCUGGCUUCGGGGGCCGCUGGAGCCGGGCCGAGAGGGCCGGUCCCUCCGCCCAGAGAUGGCAUGAAUGUUCUUUUCAUAGUAGCGGAUGAUCUGCGUCCCACUUUGGGCUGUUACGGAGACAGCCUUGUAAAAUCUCCAAACAUUGACCAGCUUGCAUCUCGAAGCAUUGUGUUCCAGAAUGCCUAUGCUCAACAAGCUGUGUGUGCUCCAAGCAGAGUGUCAUUUCUAACUGGACGCAGGCCCGACACCACACGGCUUUAUGAUUUCCACUCCUACUGGAGAGUACAUGCAGGAAACUAUUCCACAAUACCCCAGUACUUCAAGGAGAAUGGCUACACGACCAUGUCCAUAGGAAAAGUGUUUCACCCUGGGAUUUCAUCCAAUCAUAGUGAUGACUAUCCGUACAGUUGGUCCAUGCCACCUUUUCAUCCCUCUGCUGAAAAAUAUGAAAACAGUAAGACUUGUAAAGGAAAAGAUGGAGAGCUUCAUGCCAACUUGGUUUGCCCAGUUGAUGUGGCAGAAGUGCCCUUGGGUACCUUGCCAGAUAUGCAGAGCACCGAAGAGGCCAAACGCUUAUUGAACAUCAUGAAAACAAAGAACCGUAAAUUCUUCUUGGCUGUCGGUUAUCACAAACCACACAUCCCGCUGAGGUAUCCUAAGGAAUUUCUCAAGCUGUACCCACUGGAAAACAUCACACUAGCCCCAGACCCUCGGGUACCUGAAGAACUGCCUGCUGUCGCAUACAACCCCUGGACGGAUAUCCGACAAAGGGAGGACGUCCAGGCGUUAAACAUCAGCUUCCCUUAUGGACCAAUUCCAGAAGAAUUCCAGCGGCAGAUUCGUCAGAGCUAUUUUGCAGCAGUUUCUUACCUGGAUACACAGGUUGGCCUGCUGCUGAAUGCCUUGGAUGAUGCUGGGCUCUCGAAUAACACAAUUGUGAUGUUUACUGCUGACCAUGGAUGGUCUCUGGGUGAACACGGAGAAUGGGCAAAAUACAGCAAUUUUGAUGUCGCUACCCGAGUGCCACUGAUGUUCUAUGUACCAGGGAAGACGUCUUCCUUUGCUCAUCCAGGAGAAAGAGUCUUCCCCUACCUUGACCCCUUCACGCAUGUAUCGGACUCUGUAGUUGCAGGAAAAGCCAAAAAAAUGGUUGAGCUUGUAUCUCUCUUCUCAACGCUCGCUGAACUUGCAGGCCUGUGGGUUCCUCCAGUGUGCCCUGAGCCUUCAUUUCAUGUUGCGCUCUGCACCCAGGGGCCUAGUAUUGUCCAGCAUUUUAACUCCAAUGAAGAGGAGGAUGAUUAUGACACUGACUAUGACCAUGACUAUGACAUUGAAGAUGACCAUGAGGAGCCUAUAGCUUUCAGCCAGUAUCCACGACCUGCAGACACUCCUCAGUGGGACUCUGAUAAACCAGAGCUGAAAGACAUAAAAAUAAUGGGGUAUUCCAUGCGUACCGUUGACUAUCGCUAUACUGUGUGGGUUGGGUUUAAUCCCAGUAACUUUAGUGCUAAUUUGCAGGAUGUCCAUGCAGGAGAGCUAUACAUGGUAGGAAGUGAUCCCAAUGAGGAUCAUAACAUAUAUAAUAGUAGUCUGCAUGGGAACCUUGUCAAAAAGUUUCUUAGGUUCUUGAGGCGUUAGGUCUGGGGAUGCUCCCUGUGCGUGCACUCUUGCUGCUGAAGUAAUAUGACACUUUCCUUUUUGUAUAAACUUUGUGUUGUACACAAAGCAACUGGCUGAAUUAAAAUCCUGUUCAUACAAAAAUAGUAGCUGUUGGUUUCGUCUUGUUACAGUGCACGGGGGGCUUUAGCCUGACAGAUUUCAGAUUAGUUGGAGCAAGAAAUAACUUCCAUGUGCGUGCUUCUUAAAGGGCUGUGCAAAGGUGGACAAGUAUAUACUCAGGUAGAUACUGGCAUGGUCCCUAACAUUGCAGUAUCUGGUAGCUUCCCCAGUGAAAAUGAAAAGUGUACUCCCUCUGCCAGAUGGGAUAGCUUGAAAGGUAGCAGAGUGUAUAACUUGCUUGUGUAUGUGCAAGUCUGCGCAGAGCAUAUCAUGUAAAACCUAAGUCAAAAAUGGGUUUUGUAAGCAGUGUCCUCUUAAGUAAAAUGGGGAGACUAAAGUGUAGAUGUGACGGGGUGUGCCAGGCCCUUGGAGACACCCUGCUGGAAGCCUUGUGAUCCUUCCACACCCCACCCCAGAAAAGGAGCAGUGCAGGUGGGUCCUCCAGGCCUGCCUAGAAAGGCUGCAGUGAAGUGGCCAAUCAGUGCAGCAGGCCUAAUUAAAAGGAGCUACAGGGCAGUUGCUGGCUGGGACCAGAAGGUGUAGGACACGGGUACUCUUCAGGCAAGGAGGCCCGUUAGAGACCCUAUGCAAACAGGGAACCUGUCAACUGUAACCAUAAGGUAACAGGUGAAGAGGAUGGGACUGAAUGGGAAGCUGCCCAGGGAAUGUAGCAGCAGCAGAUAUUAAAGAAAGCAGCAGGUGGCUGCUACUUGUAGGGUCCCUGGGUUGGAACCCGGAGUAGUGGUCAGGCCCGGGCUCCCCCACCAGCCGCUUGCGAAGUGGCCAAAGCCGCUAAGGAAGGGGACAAGUUUUGUUUUGGAGCCCAGAAAAGGGGUUAGAGUUUAAACAAGCCCAGAGACUGGGUGGAAGACCCCAGAGAAGACCAACAUUUGUUGGACUGUGUUAUCCCGGCAGGAGUUCCUUCAAAUGUUUACACUGUGCAUGCCUUAGCUGGAGGUCUGAACCACUGAAGACCCACUUGAUGAGGACAGCUGCCUAUGGGGGGCACCAGGAGCAGAGAAAGUGAGAGGGCAGGUUUGCGCAACACCCCUGAUGGGGUGCUUAUGGGAAGUGAGUGUGCACCAUCAUAACAGAGGUUAAGUGACUUACCCAAGGACAUAGUGGCAGUUGGGAGUUAUGGGUUCUGAUCCCAUCAACCUUAGUGCUAACGUUUGACAUGGUAAUUCCCUAGAACUAAAAGGGGCAGUCAAGCAUAUUUCACUCCAGUUUAGCGUUUUUUUUUAAAUAAACCUUUAAUUUGCCUCUGUUAGCUAUUUGAAUUUCAAAAUGUCUCCUUUUGAAAAAAGUUCCUGACACGUUUUAAUAUAAUCUGACU